CCAUCCUCAUCGCCAUCCUCAUCGCCAGUACAAGUGAGAAUGAUAGGAACCGUCAAUCGGAGCUCCCUUGCUCUCCGCCGCCGAUUUCUUCUCCGGUUUUGGAUUCUUAACCGGAAUCUCCUUCCCGACGGCGGAGACUUGGGAUGAGGAGAAGCAACAGCGGAACUUUCGAGAGAAGAAUCUCAUUUCGAAAAUUUGCCCUAAUCGAGAUCCUGUAAUGUAUUCGUGGUGUUUCUGUGGAAAUUGAUAAUUAAUAAUAUUGAAACAUUUAUAGUGUGAAGAUGAAGAAGGAGCAGAUGGCAUGCUGUCGGUCCAUUUGCUUGCUCUACAAGGAGCUGCCGUGCCUCCCAAGCACCACGCGGCCUUGGCCGCUUUUGGAAAGGGCGCGCAGACUGACGCCAGGGUUGAACUUCCAAAUAAACUAUUUCAGUUCUGUGUCGAGCAACCCGAGCUUCGUCGAGAGUUUUUCAUGGGGAAGCGAUUCUUGCUCGGAAUGUUGGUUGUGACAUUGACAGUCAUAGUUUGUGGAGCUGUGGAGGGUGGUUCGCUUUCUAAACAGAAGAGUUUGAGAAUGAACUCUCUUAGGAAGCAAGCAAUAAAAAGCAUUCGGAGCGAAGAUGGCGACAUCAUAGAUUGUGUAAGCAUUUACGACCAGCCUGCUUUUGAUCAUCCUGCUCUGUGGAAUCACACCAUUCAGUUGGCACCCACUUAUGAUCCCACCAUAGAUGAGCAUUCAAAGAAAGCAACAGCAGAAAGGGAAGGGAAGGAGGAAAAGAAUUCCAUGGUUGUGAAACAAACUUGGAGGAAAAGUGGCAGUUGCCCUGAAGGAACAAUACCGAUUCGAAGGAUCCGAAAGCAUGUCCUACUCAAAGCUGAAUCGGUAGAACGCUAUGGACGAAAGAAACCGAUGUUUUCCCAAGAAAACGCUCAGCUUCCCAUCACCCGAAGUUCGCAUACUCUGCUAACGAAUCGUUCGAAGGCAUUUCUGCUUACUGCAGGAAACAACUACAAUGCAGCUAAAGGAGACAUUAAAGUAUGUAACCCGAGGGUCGAGUUCGAUGACGAAUAUAGUACUUCCCAAGUGGCUCUAUUAACCGGCCCUUACUAUAAUUUUGAGGCUAUCGAAUCCGGAUGGGCAGUAAAUCCAGGUGUUUACGGGGAUAGACAGACUCGACUGUUCGUGUAUUGGACUGCCGAUGCUUCCCAAAAAACAGGCUGCUUUGAUCUCACUUGCCCAGGUUUUGUUCAAACAAGCAAUGAAAUUGCUCUUGGUUCUGCUAUUUAUCCUAUCUCAACUCCCAAUGGGCUUCCAUAUGAAAUAAUUAUGUUCCUUUUUAGAGAUUUCAAGACAGAUAAUUGGUGGGUGCAAUAUGGAGAAAGCAUUAACAUAGGUUAUUGGCCUCCUGAGCUAUUCGGUGCACUAAGUCACACAGCAGAAACAGUACAAUGGGGAGGGGAAGUUUACAGCACCAAGAUAGGACGGCCUCCUCACACUAGAACAGCUAUGGGCAGUGGAAGGUUUCCUGACUUCAUUUCUGGUACUUCGGGUUGGGUAAAGCGGAUGCGAGUUCGAGAUAACUCCAUGGUUUUGAUGUUUCCUGGUUGGGUUGAGCACUACUCCGAUGAAUACGAUUGUUACGACGUCGAUUUCAUCCGAGAUUAUUUAGAUGAUCCUGAACUAUACUAUGGAGGACCUGGUAAAAAUCCAAGGUGCCCCUAAGAGACUAACAAAAUUGGGAUGAUUACCUCUUUUGCUUUCAUUAGGCUCCUUCAUGUAAUGAAUAACAUAGAACUAUCAAAAAGAAAGCUAUUUCUUUUGUUUCAAA
Messenger RNA from Cucurbita maxima (winter squash), 1826 nucleotides. RefSeq lists its product as uncharacterized. Bases 302 to 1720 code for a protein of 472 amino acids. NCBI's taxonomy places the organism in Eukaryota, Viridiplantae, Streptophyta, Magnoliopsida, Cucurbitales, Cucurbitaceae. The record is from RefSeq and is a predicted model, not a curated record. The transcript is spliced from 7 exons.